Stylophora pistillata is the source of this 3144-nucleotide messenger RNA. RefSeq lists its product as uncharacterized. Lineage: Eukaryota; Metazoa; Cnidaria; Anthozoa; Scleractinia; Pocilloporidae. The record is from RefSeq and is a predicted model, not a curated record.
AAUUGCGCAGAGGCUGUCUGAGGUCGAAAGAUUCAAGAUGGACGCUUUGGAGCAGAAUGAUUACGACGUUUUCAGGCGAGAUCGUUACAGGGUUGCGGUCUCAAAAGAAUUUGAGCACAACAGAAGAAUUGUUAAAAGUAUAGAUGAUGAUGAUGAUGAAGCUGAGGACUUUGAUGAUUUGGAAACAUUGCGGCUUGCUGCCUUAAAGAGCUUGGGCACAAAGAAUUCUUAUGGGAAACGGCAAUCAGCUUCGGCAGAUGUGGGAGAUAGACGGCGUGUAAGUCUAGGACGAGAAGAAAAAUGUGAUUUGCAGAUAGUUGCCCUUGAAAGACAGGACAGCUUCUCCUCAUCAAGUACAGAUUAUGAAGAAAUUGACCUUAGCGAGAAGUCAUACCAUGAGUCAGUUGGUAAUGAGAGUGACUUGGAUGUUGAUAAUUCAGGUAGUGAUGAUGAUUUUCAAAGCAAUUCCCCCAAAAGUGAUCAGGAAAUGGAUAUUGAAGAGGAUUCAGAUGAUGGUCUAAGUGAAGAUGAUAAUGCUAAAAGUGAUCUUGUUUUAACUGAAGAGUUUGCAGUUGAAAAUGACACUUUUGUGGAUCAGAAAGAUGUUGAUGACAAUGAUAUUCUCACUGAUGAAGAUGAUGAGUUUGAUAAUGUCUCAAAUGAUGGUGAAGAUGUGGAAGAAUUUAACAGAGACUCGGAGGAUAAUUUGGAAAAUAAUUCAGAACAGUCGGAAGAUGAAUUGGCAAACUCUGACAAUGAAAUCAGCAUCUCAAAUGACAUUAGUAUUACCAUUGCCAAUGAAUCACUUGUGCUGAGCUCUGAUGUCAAUCUGGAAAUUGUGGAUGGUGAGGACGAUACUAACAGCAAGUUGAACCAAGUUGAUGGAAGUGCUGGAGAAAGUGUAAACGAGAGUAGUUUGUCAUCUUCACAACGCAUCAUUGUUAGUUGGUCAGACAGUGAGAAUGAGAAGGACAACCACGUUGUGAAUAAAACAAAAGUGCUGGAAAAAAAUCACUCAAACGGAAGUCAAAUAAAAAAGGAUGAAGUUAGCAAAAGGGAAAAUCCUGUGGUGGCAUCUGUUACGGUGAGUACCCCUUCUGAAAACAAAAAAACUGAGGUAUCACCUGCAAAUCAAAUAAAAAUGAAAGAUGUGAUAUCAAAAAGUGAAAAAAAUACAAUUUUAACUGUCAAGAGUCUACAAGAAGGAAAGAAAAGCAAUUCCAAACCUUUUACUGGAGAGAAAUCAGGAAUUGCAACCUCAUCAAACUUUCAAAACAAGAAAGAUUUACCAUCAAAGGAACAGUCGCAGGGGAAGGACAAAGAGAACCUAAACAACAAACAAGUGAUACAAAAGUGCAGCGAAAUUGUGUCAGUCAAAGCUGUUGGUCUGGAAAACAAAGCUAAAGCUUGUAGUGAGAAAGCUAUCAGUCUUGAAAACAAGGCCAAACCUUAUAGUGAGAAAGCAAUCAGUCAUGAAAACAAUGCAAAAGCUUGUAGUAGGAAAGCUAUCAGUCUUGAAAACAAGGCCAAAGCUUGUAAUGAGAAAGCUACCAGUCAUGAAAGCAAGGCAAAGGCAUAUAUUGAUAAUGAAACCAAGUCACUUGACAUAGAGUUGAAAUCAGAGGCUAAAAAUGAGGAGAAAAUGGACUUUGAUCAGCUUAGCAUUGAGGAUGAAGACAGUGAUUUUGAAGAAGAGGAGGAGAGUCCUUCUGCAGUUAAAUCUAAAGUAGGAUUGAACAAAAUACCCAAGAGUGAGUGUCGUAGGAAAAGGAGGAGUGACUCCAAAGAAAGUGACAGAAAAAAACGUUCCCAUUCACCAGAAAGAUCUCGUACUUCAUCGUGUUCAUACUACAGUCACUCGCAUUCUCAUGACAGACUGCGAGAUCAGCGCUUACCAAACAGAUCGAGGGAGAGACCUAAUCAUAGAAGGUUACGUUCACCGUCAGCAGAUAGAAAACAUAGAAGGCAAAAUUAUAGCCAUCGCCAGAGAAGUCGUAGCAGAGACAGAAAACAUGAAAGAAUUUCUAGAGACAGCAAAAAUAAUAGGCAUUACCGUUCUCGCUCCAGGUCAGACUCGCAAGCAAGGAGCAGAAGAACAAUGAGACCAGUUGAGUCAAAUGUAGAAAAAUCAGACAAAAGAGACAGUGUGAAAAGUGAGGUUAAAAAACAUCAGGACAGGAGAGAUAAAAGUAAAGGGAAAGUUAGUGCAACACACUCAUCAAUGUCACCAAGAAAAGAGAUGAGAAAUCAGGAUAAAGGUGACAAGGAAAAAAUUGUCAAAGUAAGAGGAGCUACUUCAACAGUUAAACAAAGUGCCAGUGGAAGCAAAAGUAUUUCAAAGUCUACAAUUCAAAGGGAUGUGGAUGGUGUAAUAAUUGUAAAACCCAAAGACCUGAGGUCUCGACUUUCAGAAAAGAAAGUAGCUGAGAAGAAAGCCACCCAGGUUGAGGAGCUUAACCAAAAGGAAUCCCCAAAAAGGGAGACAAAAAAAUUUGCAAGGGAAAGAGAACUGGAUGCCCGUAUUCAACAGAUUAAACAGAGAAAUGAAGUAAUUCUGAAGAGAGCUAAAGAAGUCCAAGCAGAGAAAAAGAAAUUUAGUUCAUGACAAUGAAAAAUUUCUUUUAUGUUUUUGGACAAUUAUUGUUUUCUCCAUUCCCAAGUCAAAUUUUGAUUGGGUAGUAAAAUUGCCUUUCUUAGCAAAAGAAACAGUUUUAAUGCUCUGAAAUUGUUAUUUCCCAAGAACUUACAGCAAUUAUGAUUAUUUUUGUUAGCAGAACCUAGGUUUACUGAUUAGUGGCUGAUAAAUGCUUAUUUAGAUUUCCCAGCAUUUUUUACAAAAUAGUGUAGAGGUUUUUCAUGUAGCUGUAGGUUUUGGCUGUACAUUUUGUAGGUGUUCAUGGGCAAAAAUAUUGCAACUCAACUUUUAUAAAAUAAUAUUUUGUCCUUCUAAUGAGGCUAACACUUGUUUCUGUCAAAAUGACAAGAGUUUCUUUUUACUCACCCUCAUAAAGCAUGACUGAAUAUGUAUUGACAGUGAGUAUGUAAAUAUAUCCUAUUAACCAAGCACAAGGGCCAUACUGGGAGAAUAUCGGCCCACGGUCUUGACAGUACGGACGCAGCGCAGCGAGGUCCAUACAAAAAAGA